UAUGUCAACAUGGCUGCACGCGCUGGAGGCAAGCGUGGUCUGGAACAUUUAGAUGAAUAUGAACCAAAACAAGCUAAACAGCAAAGAAGUUUGCACGAUCAGAUGACAGAAAAGCGUCUUGUCAUUGUUUUAGAAGGAGCGACGCUUGAAACCGUAAAGGUUGGAAAGACAUUUGAGUUGCUGAACUGUGAUCAGCAUAAGAGUAUGAUAAUAAAGAGUGGCAGAGACCCAGGGAAGAUUCGUCCUGAUAUCACACAUCAGUGUCUGUUGAUGUUAUUGGACAGUCCUUUAAAUAGAGCAGGCCUGCUGCAAGUGUACAUUCACACAGAGAAGAAUGUUUUGAUCGAGAUCAACCCACAAACAAGAAUUCCUCGUACCUUUGCCAGAUUUUGUGGACUCAUGGUCCAGCUCCUGCACAAGUUGAGUGUGAGGGCAGCAGACGGCCCUCAGCGUUUGUUAAGACUCAUUAAAAAUCCAGUUUCAGACCACCUGCCACCUGGAUGCCCCCGAUUUUCCACAUCAUUCAAAGCUGGAGAGGCUGUAUGUCCUAGAACAAUUGUGCCAGAUGAUGGGCCUGCCGCCAUUGUCAUUGGAGCAUUUGCUCAUGGAGCAGUAAAUGUUGACUACACCGAGAAGACUGUUUCUAUCAGUAACUAUCCUCUGUCUGCAGCUUUGGCCUGUGCCAAAAUGUGUUCAGCAUUUGAAGAGGUCUGGGGUGUGUUAUGACAAGCCAAACAGUUAUGCACUGCCAGAUUUCCUGUUUAAUUGAAAAAUAGAUGUUUGGACUGCGUCCUGUAGGUUCAUGUAUCCAUUCAUUAAAGCAAAAAUUGGGUCGUGAUGCCACAGAAAAUAUUUUAUGUGUUGUGUAUGUCACACAAAGAUAACUCACACUGAAGCAAACUAUUAUAAAGCAAACAUCAAAAAGUGUUAAGAAUUGAAAACUAAGUUUCUAACUUUUUGUAUAGGUUUAUACAUUUGAUAAUUCCAAAAUUUGCCUUUUUAAGAUUAUAUCUGAUGUAUAAAAACACUU
Danio aesculapii is the source of this 1030-nucleotide messenger RNA. RefSeq names its product EMG1 N1-specific pseudouridine methyltransferase (gene emg1). Lineage: Eukaryota; Metazoa; Chordata; Actinopteri; Cypriniformes; Danionidae. The transcript is spliced from 5 exons. Gene Ontology annotation, biological process: rRNA base methylation. The coding region runs from base 10 to 726 and encodes 238 amino acids. Gene Ontology annotation, cellular component: small-subunit processome; nucleolus. The record is from RefSeq and is a predicted model, not a curated record. Gene Ontology annotation, molecular function: rRNA (pseudouridine) methyltransferase activity; rRNA binding.